UUAAGGUGUGCACAAACUACAAAAAUAAGUGAAAGGCAACAAAUACAUACAUUUAUCUCUUUAAUAUAAUUGCAACAUCUGUUGAUACCCAUAAUUCCCGAUACAGUCUGGAUUUAUUGAGGCUUCUCCUGGGUUUACGUGAUAGAUUCAUGAUGAUUUGAUCAGCCCAUUCUUCUCUACCUGAAUGCAUGGUAAAUAUAGCCACGGUUUCGAACGCCGUCGUGAUGUCACUCAGUGGACUUUAGGUGCCCCCUCAGGAUGCCUGAGUAGAUGCGCUCGCCGCCAAUAAGCGUCUCCGGUGUGAAUGUCCUUCAUUUCUCUGGUUGCCUAGAGAACUUGCCAUCACGGAUCCCAAUUUGGAUGUGAAAAGGGGAAGAGAAGCGCCUCUCCGGUUCGCCGCUGCCCCUCAAUCGCGUGACAUUCUGGAGCGUCUAAAAGCGCUUUAACUGCGCGCGACAUGGAGUGCCGAGUUCUGUCGAUCCAGAGUCACGUCGUGAGAGGAUACGUGGGAAAUAAAUCCGCGUCCUUCCCGUUACAGGUCUUGGGGUUUGAGGUGGACUCGAUCAACUCUGUUCAGUUCUCCAAUCACACAGGGUACUCUUACUGGAAGGGACAUGUCUUGGCUGCAGAUGAGCUUCAUGUCCUGUAUGAAGGGAUCAAACUCAACAACGUCAACCACUACGACUAUGUACUUACAGGUUACAAUAGAGAUACAUCGUUUCUGGAGAUGGUCGUUGACAUUGUUCAAGAGCUGAAGAGGGCCAAUCCUAACCUUGUAUAUGUUUGUGAUCCUGUCUUAGGUGACCAUGGUUCAAUGUAUGUUCCUCAGAAUCUCCAUCCUGUGUAUAAGAAUAAAGUGGUGCCUGUGGCCGAUAUCAUCACACCCAACCAGUUUGAGGCUGAGUUGUUGACAGGGAAGAAUAUCAGCACAGAGAAAGACGCUGUUGAGGUGAUGGACCUGCUGCAUAAGAUGGGUCCAGACACCGUGGUCAUCACCAGCUCUGAUCUGCCCCCUCGUCUCGGAGACAGAUUCCUGGUGUCUUUCGGCAGUCAGCGCAUUUUGAUGCCGGACGGUUCAAGGAAGACCCAGCGGAUCCGAAUAGAGGUGCCGAAGGUGGACGCCGUGUUCGUGGGGACCGGUGAUCUGUUUGCUGCUAUGCUGUUGGCCUGGACUCACCAUUACCCAACAGACCUGAAAACAGCAUGUGAGAAGACGUUCUCCGUCAUGCACCAUGUCAUUCAGAGGACUAUAUCUUAUGCCCAUGAGAUGGCAGGUCCUGGUAGAAGACCGAGCCCUUCCCAGCUGGAGUUACGGAUGGUCCAGAGUAAAGCUGACAUCGAGGAUCCAGCCAUAGUCAUUGAGGCCACUGUUAUAUAGAGCCGCCACAUGCCACAUCUCAUCCACACAUCUCACCCUCCGCUCACAACUGCACAAUGUAUAGAUGUUGUACAUUUUGAUAUGUAAUGUGACAUUGCCUUAGAAUCUCAGCUAGAGCACAACAGUUCCAUUUGAAGAGAUUCAGCAGGGUACAGCCAAACAAGCGAGAGGGAG
Carassius carassius (crucian carp) is the source of this 1552-nucleotide messenger RNA. RefSeq names its product pyridoxal (pyridoxine, vitamin B6) kinase b (gene pdxkb). Lineage: Eukaryota; Metazoa; Chordata; Actinopteri; Cypriniformes; Cyprinidae. Gene Ontology annotation, biological process: pyridoxal 5'-phosphate salvage. Gene Ontology annotation, molecular function: pyridoxal kinase activity. Gene Ontology annotation, cellular component: cytosol. The transcript has 11 exons. The record is from RefSeq and is a predicted model, not a curated record. Bases 458 to 1378 code for a protein of 306 amino acids.